Achroia grisella is the source of this 3392-nucleotide messenger RNA. RefSeq lists its product as uncharacterized. Gene Ontology annotation, biological process: iron ion transport. The transcript is spliced from 8 exons. Gene Ontology annotation, cellular component: plasma membrane. The record is from RefSeq and is a predicted model, not a curated record. Gene Ontology annotation, molecular function: oxidoreductase activity; copper ion binding. NCBI's taxonomy places the organism in Eukaryota, Metazoa, Arthropoda, Insecta, Lepidoptera, Pyralidae. Bases 221 to 2506 code for a protein of 761 amino acids.
AUUCGCACUUCCAAAUUGCUAUAAGUCAAAAUAUAGGGUAGUCGGGCGGUCCACUCCUUCGUCGACAAUCGUCGGGCGUGUGUCGGUACCGUUUGUUUAAGUGAUUAUAUACGACGUGUUUAGAUAUUAACGCCGACAACGUGUCGAUCAAAUGCGCCGUGCUUCAGUGGCCUUUUACAUAAUAUUUUGAACUGAGAGGCGGCAGACAUUGUGUGUUAACAUGGGGUGCAGUGCGAGGUACUGUUUACUGGCAAUAUCCUUGUGUCUUGUGACUGAAAAUGCGAUCGGAGUGAGAGUGGUACCCAAGCGGACGCAAGAUGGGUUAAAUGAAGCAGAUGACCAGUCAACAUCAGCUUCCUGGUGGUCGGCAGGCACAGCAACCCCUUUCCGAGAAAGUUCAAGUAAUUCAUUCGCGUCCACUCAUGGAAUCGUCCAGACUCACCCAUCUCUGGACGACCCGUUCGGAUCUUUCGGAUCCAUUGGGAGCACAGUUGGGCCGUCUUCGAAUCCAUUCGCACAAACUAGCGGCAGCGGUCCGCUAAGUGGUGGCAUUCGAAACAAACCCUUACCACCUUUGGCUAGAAGUGCCAAUGGAAAGCCUAAUCUAAAACACUUGGACUUCACAAGUAGUGCCACAGCUGAAUUAAGACGAAAUCCUGCACUGUCUGCCCCCGAUGAGUGUGCCAGAGCUUGCAGAGAAAAUGAACCACCGAGAAUAUGUUAUUAUCACUUCACGCUUGAAUUGUACACCGUAUUAGGAGCGGCUUGUCAAGUGUGUACGCCUAAUGCAACAAAUGUGGUAUGGUCUCACUGCCAGUGCGUCUUAGCCGAUGGUGUAGAACGAGGUAUCCUUACUGCAAACAGAAUGUUACCAGGACCCUCUAUCCAGGUCUGCGAGAAUGACAAAGUUGUUAUCGAUGUAGAGAAUCAUAUGGAAGGUAUGGAGGUAACAAUUCAUUGGCAUGGAAUCUGGCAGAGAGGAUCCCAAUACUAUGACGGUGUACCAUUUGUUACACAGUGUCCUAUCCAACAAGGAAAUACUUUCAGAUAUCAAUGGCAAGGUAACGCUGGUACUCACUUCUGGCACGCUCACACCGGUCUUCAAAAACUUGACGGAUUGUAUGGAAGCAUUGUCGUUCGCCAACCACCAUCCAAAGAUCCGAACAGCCAUUUAUAUGACUACGAUCUGACUACUCACGUCAUUUUACUCAGCGACUGGCUUCAUGAGGAUGCGGCUGAGAGAUACCCUGGUCGUCUCGCUGUCAACACUGGUCAAGAUCCCGAAUCUGUUUUGAUCAACGGAAAGGGACAAUUUAGAGAUCCUAACACUGGCUUUAUGACCAAUACUCCAUUGGAAGUAUUCACGAUCACACCAGGAAGGAGAUACAGAUUUAGAAUGAUCAGUGCUUUUGCUUCAGUAUGUCCUGCACAGUUAACUGUUGAAGGUCACAACCUAACUAUAAUUGCUACAGAUGGAGAACCAGUGCAGCCAGUUCAAGUGAACACAAUCAUAUCAUUCUCAGGCGAACGUUACGAUUUUGUUAUUGAAGCAAAUAAUAUUCCUGGAGCUUACUGGAUCCAAGUCAGAGGCCUUGGAGAGUGUGGUACAAAGAGAGCACAACAAUUGGCUAUCCUUAGAUACGCACGAGGACCUUACCAGCCGUCUACCCAAGCACCCACAUAUGAUGUUGGCUUACCACAGGGAGUGGUGAUGAAUCCAUUGGACGCGAGAUGUAAUGUGCCAAGAAAUGACGCUGUAUGUGUAAGUCAACUGAGGAAUGCAAGAAAUAUUGACCCCGCCAUUCUUCAGGAGAGGCCGGAUGUUAAAAUAUUUUUGCCUUUCCGUUUCUUCCUAUACAGACCCGAAAUGUUGUUCCAACCGAACACAUACAACCGAUAUUUAGUUGCCCCUCAGGGAGACCAUGUAAUCAGUUUAAUCGAUGAAAUUUCCUACAUGGCUCCACCGGCGCCAUUAAUUAGUCAGUAUGACGAUAUCAAUCCAGAACAAUUCUGUAAUGGCGAUAACCGACCAGCCGACUGUGGUCAAAACUGUAUGUGUACCCACAAAGUCGACAUACCGCUCAAUGCUGUGGUAGAGAUUGUACUUGUAGAUGAAGUUCAAAUCGCAAACUUGUCUCAUCCGUUCCACUUGCACGGAUAUGCUUACAACGUUAUUGGUAUCGGUCGAUCGCCCGACACAAAUGUCAAGAAAAUCAACUUGAAACAUGCCCUUGACCUCGACAGACGAGGUCUCCUCGAACGUCAUCUGAAGCAAGGGGAUCUCCCGCCCGCCAAGGAUACUAUUGCCGUACCAAAUAAUGGCUACGUCAUCCUUCGUUUUAGAGCCAACAAUCCUGGAUUCUGGCUUCUUCACUGUCACUUCCUUUUCCACAUAGUGAUUGGCAUGAACGUGGUACUGCAAGUCGGAACCCAGGCUGAUCUUCCCCCUGUACCUCCAAACUUCCCAACAUGCGGCGACCACCUCCCACCAAUCUCGCUCAACUAAAUCGGUUCCUAUAACAAUUUCCAAUUCUUGUACUGGCAGGAAUAAAUAAAUCAGUUGAUUAAUUAUGUUAACUAAGUGUAAAUUUAUGUUUGUUAUGUGUGAUGUGUUCGGCUGAUUCGAAGUGCUCGAUUCGGCCGUAUGUGUUUAUUUUGUAUUCGAAUGAUUCCACGAGAGUUUUGACGGUCUUGUGAUUUUAUUUAAGGUGAUACUCUUUGUUUUCUUCGAGAAUACUUCAACACCAUUUUAUGCCAUACUCGGUGAUAUUUAUGUAACCUUAAUUAUAUUGCCUUAAAAUAUAAUAUAUCGUCUGAGGCUCGUGUAUCUGUAACUUCUUCUUAUACAAUAAGGGACCCUUUCUCUUGACAUGAACUUGUUUGUUCUGUAACUAACAACUUGCCAUUUUAUAGUUCACCAAGGAUAUUUAUUACGUGUAUAUAUUUAAAUUGUACUAGAAUUAUUUUCUUAACAUUUUAGGUUUUUGUACCCGUUACUAACCAAAUACUGCAUGAAACACAAAUUCUUAAUAGGUGUAUAUAAAUAGACAGCAAUACUUGUAAAUACACAAUAUAGUUUGCAAAAACGACAUAAAUUCCAUAGGCAUUGAAGACUGUAAAUAAAUAUGUUUAGAUAAUAACCGUGUCUACCGAAAUCGUUACCAUUUUCUUGUUACCAUUAUAUUAAGGUAAAACACUUGAAUAACUGAAUUUGUGCCAACUGACAUUUAAGAAAUGUACUGGUAUACCACUAGUCUCCAAAAAAAAGUACGAGUACGAAAUUCAAUGUUUGUCUAGAAUUAUACGAUUAGAAAUAUUGCUGAUAGUACCGUACUUUAGCAAUGAAUAAUAAUAACAUUCUAUACUUUAGAUUAUUAUAAGAAAAUUGUAAA